AUGGAAGCCACCAACGAGACAUGGGAAGCGGAGUUUUUCCUGGUGGGGUUCCCAGAUCUCGAGCGCUUUCACCUCCUGCUCUUUAGCCUCCUGUUGUUCACCUACUUACUCAUUCUUGGUGGCAAUGCUGUCAUUCUGAUGCUUAUCCGGGCCAACCCGCAUCUUCAUGUCCCCAUGUAUUAUUUUGUGGCCAUCCUGUCUUUCUUGGAGGUGUGGUACACCACAGUGACCAUCCCCAAGAUGCUGGCCAACCUCCUGGACAGCAGGAAGACCAUCUCCUACAGGGGUUGCCUCCUGCAGGUGUAUUUCUUCCACGCCUUGGGCAUUACGGAGGCCUGUUUGCUCACGGCAAUGGCCUACGACCGAUACUUGGCCAUCUGCAAGCCUUUGCACUACCCAUCUGCCAUGACCCCCAAGAUUUGCCUGUGGCUAGUGGCAGGGUGCUGGGCGUGUGGCUUCAUGUGGCCCGUGCCAGAAAUCAUCCUGCUCUCCACAUUGUCCCUCUGCGGGGCGCACCGCAUAGAGCACCUCUUCUGCGACUUCCCCUCGCUGCUCAGCUUGGGCUGUGCUGAUGUGUCCACCAGCACCACCAUAGACUUCACCCUCCACUCCUUCGUCAUCCUCGGCCCCGCCACCCUCAUCCUCUUCUCUUACGUGAAGAUCUUGAGUGUCGUCAUCAAGAUCCAGGGUUCGGAAGGGCGGCAAAAGGCCUUCUCCACUUGCGCCUCUCACCUGACCGUGGUCCUGGCCUUUUUCAGCGCCAUUGGUUUUAUGUACAUGCGCCCGGCACGAAGCCGGCCUUCAUACCACGACAAGGUGGUGGCGGUGGUCUAUGCGGUUCUAACCCCCCUCUUCAACCCACUGAUUUACAGCUUGAGGAACAAAGAUAUUCAGGAAGCACUUGGCAAUCUCAUGAAACCCCACCUCGGAACUCCCACGGAAUUGGUUGCCAAGGCCCGGGAGUUGUUGGUCCAGUCCUUAGCGUUGGCUGAAGUAGCAGCCAGCCCACGGGCCGUGUCCCUUGUCAGCCUGCUCCAAGGCGCCACCUUCAUGGAACAGAAACCUGCUCCUUCUCUGAAUUGUCUUAUGAACACGGGCUUUACCGACAGGCACCUGACCCUAGCCGUGGCCUUUACCACCCACCUGUCCCCGUCAGCGGAUCCCGGCCUUGUUAACAAGCAGGUGAAUCUGGCUCAAGGGGAGAAGCGGAUGAAACGAACAGGCAUGUACGACUCACCAAACCAGGGCAGGCCCAGGUUUCUGUCUAACCGGCUCUCCUAUCCCCUGUUCUCAUCCCCCAUCCCCAGCGCAGCACCUCAGAGCCUCCAGCCACUGACUGGAACCUCGUCCCGUCAGGCCGGGGAGCUGCAGGUCCCCGUGGAGUGA
Messenger RNA from Mauremys reevesii (Reeves's turtle), 1386 nucleotides. Its product is annotated as olfactory receptor 6N1-like. The record is from RefSeq and is a predicted model, not a curated record. Gene Ontology annotation, biological process: G protein-coupled receptor signaling pathway. Gene Ontology annotation, cellular component: membrane. Gene Ontology annotation, molecular function: G protein-coupled receptor activity; olfactory receptor activity. The transcript is spliced from 3 exons. The coding region runs from base 1 to 1386 and encodes 461 amino acids. NCBI's taxonomy places the organism in Eukaryota, Metazoa, Chordata, Testudines, Geoemydidae.